Dioscorea cayenensis subsp. rotundata (Guinea yam) is the source of this 1925-nucleotide messenger RNA. RefSeq names its product F-box protein At2g32560-like. NCBI's taxonomy places the organism in Eukaryota, Viridiplantae, Streptophyta, Magnoliopsida, Dioscoreales, Dioscoreaceae. The transcript has 5 exons. The coding region runs from base 519 to 1676 and encodes 385 amino acids. Gene Ontology annotation, molecular function: protein binding. The record is from RefSeq and is a predicted model, not a curated record.
ACUUUGACUUGUACCAAUUGGCCUCAUUGAGUAGCUUCCACAAGCAUUCAUCCUCCAUUGGUGGAUGCAAAAACUAGGAUAGUUUGGGACACAACUCCAUUGUCCAACAAGUGUUCCUUUCUCAUUUGCUUCUUCCACCCCACAAUCCUCUUCAUCAUCACCAUGAAAAGAGGCUUUUAAGACAUUAGACAAAGAGGAGAUGGUACAAGGUGGCUGGUGAUGAAGAUUGUUGGAUGAACUCAUAGGUUUUUCUUCUUAGGAGUGUAUGUUUUCCUUCCAAUAAAAUAUAGAAGAAAUCUCAUUUUAUUUAUUUGAUGCUAAUAGUAGCCUAUUCUUGUUUAUUGGAACUUGGAUAAGAGUUAGAGUCAUCAUUAGAGUAAUAUUACUUUUUGUUUUUAUUAUUAAGUUUGGUGUGAUCACUGAAAUAGGAAUUGGCCACUUUGAGCUGUUUCUUUAAAGCUUAAUGCUUAGCAUUUGUUGAUCCCUCUUCAAAGAUCCUACUUUUUUAGCAUCAUCUGAUGCUUUUCUUGAUUAUAUCCUUCCUCCCCUUCAUCCUUAUCCUCUCCAAGCCCUUCCCUUUGAAGUCCAUCUCUUUAUGGAUGAGUGAGAUGUUCUUGUGCUUGGUGGCACACUGGUUUAAGGAAUUCAAGCUGAUUGGUUCUCAAAGUUUUGGUCUUUCUAUCAGGAUGUCUGGCAAGAAGAAGGCUGGUGCUAGAGUGGAGAAUGUGGAGGAAAGUGGGGAGGUUUCAGUCUUGGAUUUGCCUGAAUUGGUGUUGGAUUCCAUUCUUGGGAAGCUUUCACCUGCAGGCUUGUCCACCAUGGCUGGAGUUUGCAAAUCUUUGAGGGAGAGGUGUAGGAGUGACCAUGUUUGGGAGAUGCAUAUGAAGAGGAAAUGGGGGAGAGUUAUAGGUGCUGCUGCUCAUAGAGAGUGGCAAGCUUAUCUAGCUUUGAAGAAUGAGUCUUUGAGCAAGGCCAAAGAUCAAGGUUUUCUUGGCUCCCUCUCUUGUUUCUGGCCUCUUUGUUGGGUGAAAUCAAGGUUUGAUUUUGGUGCCAAGCCUCUCAUGAAUCCGUUGCCUGAUGAUUCAAUCAUGUCUUGGUAUCUCUCCAUUGAAAAGGGCAAGUUUUGGUUUCCUGCUCAAGUCUAUAAUCGUGAGCAUGGGCAUGUAGGAUUUAUGCUUUCUUGUUACGAUGCUCAAGUAUGCUAUGACUGUCACACUGAUACAUUUACAGCAAGGUAUCCUCCACACGGUCGAAGGACUAUACCAUCGGAAGGCGGAGUGCAGUGGGAGAGGCUUAGAGCACCACCUGUCGAUACAACAGCACAUGAACUUCAUAUCUCUGAUUAUUUGAAUGAGUUGAGACCCGGUGAUCACAUUGAGAUUCAAUGGAGAAGGAACAAAGAAUUUCCUUAUGGAUGGUGGUAUGGAGUUGUUGGUCAUAUGGAAUCAUGUAAUCAAACUGCUAACCAUUGCCAGUGUCAUAAUAGUGAUACAAUCACUUUAGAGUUUAAUCAAUACAGUGCUGAUUCAAGAUGGCGACGUACGAUCAUAGACCGGAAUAAUCAUCUCGAAGAAGGGAAUGAGACCGAAGGCUUCUAUGGAGGAGUCAGGAAACUCAACAGUAAAGAUGAGAUUGCAAUUUGGAAGCAACUGUGGCCACCUGAAGUCCUUGAAUAAGCCACACAUCUACCCAUAAUAAUAACCUUAGUGGCAAUUAAACAUGGCCAGCAUGCUCUUUGCUAUCCUGUAAGUCCUCAACAUCUUGGGACUAUCUAGUGUAAAUGUGUUAUAACUCUCUUGUUAAUCAAUUGAGCUUGCACAAAUUCAGGGCUUCUUUUUUUCCUUGGGUGGUGGAAAUUAACUGCCUUUUUAUCAGUUUUAUAAUUGAAAGAAUUCAAUGUAAAUUACUUGCAUUUAUUCAUGUCA